UGUUUCCCCUCAUGUUACAGCCUGCGAACACCGGCGCCAUGUACCUCCGCGCCGACCCCGAACCAUCCAGCAGGGCGAUGAGGAAGUGCAUCGACGGCCACGCUGUGGCGCUGAUGCCCGAGGCCCAGGCCAUGACCUCGGGUCUGGCCACCACGGUGACCCCCAACACGGUGGAGACGACGGAGUCGCCGCCGCCCGCCUCCACCACACAAGAUUCGUUGGAGGCGGCUACCACCCUCCUGCCCCCGGUGCCGGAGGUUGCCGCCAGCAGCGCCGCCCCGCCGCCGGUGGCCACCCCGUCGAUGACCUACGCGGCGCGCGACGCGGUGGCCGACGCGAUCCGGGAGGAAGGGCGGAGCAUCGAGCAGCAGCGGCGGGAAGUGGAGGACUCGCUCAACGAGCUGUUCACCAGGGCGUCCUCCAGGUUCGGGCGGUACGCGGCGGGCUUCCCCCAAGUGCAGGCCAGAAGCUUGUUCAACCGCCGCAUGUCUUUGGUGCCGCCUCCCCCGCCGCCGCCGCUGCCGUACGAGAUGCCGCCCGAAGUGAGCAAGGACGUGUACAUUCACUUGGCCGCUGACGAGAGGGCGCCCACGAUGCCCGCACCGCCGUCGCUCCCGCCGCGCAAGCACUACAAGAUCAUUGUCAUCAAACCACCUACCCCCUCACCCCCCGUGGAGACGACGACUCGUAGGGUGGAUGUGGAGACGCUCAUCUACGUCCUGGUGCCCAAGGGAGAGGUGCCAGCCCCGCCCACCACGACGCCCCGUCCUCCCAGCAAGCACGAGGUGUUCUUUAUCCGCUACAAGGCCCCCGUCGACAACAAGACCGCUUCCGUUGGCCGGGACACCGAGGCAGAACCCUCCUUUGUUCUAGACACCUCGACCACGACCUCGACAACCAAGCCCCCGACAAUGUUUCCGGAUUAUGCGAAUCUCAUUGAUCUUCGAAGCUCGAGCUCUGAGAUCAGUGAGCGUAAUACGCCGUCUGACGAGGACGAGAACGAACUGGACGGCACGGUGGGGGACUCGGACGCCAUCAAUGAUCUGCUUAGUGUGUCUACCGACGACAUCGUGCGCAGUUGGCGACGCGCUGACGGGGACAUCCACUUUGACGCCGACCUGAAGAGGAUAGCGCGUAGCCACAGCAGCCAUGCUGAGUCCGUCUCCAAGGACGUAUCGAAAGGGGAUGCGAUGGACUCCGCCGAGGAUGCCGUCCAGGAAGCCACCUCUCCUCCGGCAAGGUGUCGUCAGUACGCCACGGCCGAGGACCUAAACGCGGCGCUGGAUGUUGGAGACGAAGAAGGCAAGCGUGUGCAGGGAGCCCCCGACUUUGACGCCGUCUUGCAAGGCAAAGCCCACUAUGGCGGCAACGCUGAGAUCGCAGAGAUCUGCGCCGAGAAGUCCGCCAGCGAACCCUUCGCCAUCCGGAACGUGCUGGCGCCGCCAGCUGAACUCAAGCAUCUCGAAGACGACUCCGAGAAUCAAAGGAGGGUUGACGUUACCCCCAAGGCAAAGUUUUCUGCCCGGUACUCGUCGUCAUUAGUGUUUUAAGCGAUAACCAACAAAACCUUGUCUAAUUUUAUUUAUUUAUUCCCAAUUUUGUCUUUUUCAUUGUGUAAGUUUAAGAAUGCUCAAUAAAAAUGUGCCUAUGGAAGUGCUGUGUGUGAACCCUUUUCUUUUCUCCGUGAAUAAAUUCACGAUUACUUACUGUA
Messenger RNA from Frankliniella occidentalis (western flower thrips), 1711 nucleotides. RefSeq lists its product as uncharacterized. The record is from RefSeq and is a predicted model, not a curated record. The transcript is spliced from 2 exons. Lineage: Eukaryota; Metazoa; Arthropoda; Insecta; Thysanoptera; Thripidae. The coding region runs from base 12 to 1550 and encodes 512 amino acids.